GGGUUGCCGAGGAAUAGGGGUUGCAGAAGGUGUUGCUAUCGUCACGUGUUCCGCAGAGGUGGUGUGCAAGGGCCGACGCUGUGUGCAAAACAGUGACAUUGUGGCCAUGUCUCCAUCGGAUGUGCCUACUACGAAUGAGGAGUGGGAGGACAUAAUGUUCAUGCUCGUUUUCCUCAUGACCCAGUGGGUGAAUAGGCGCAAUGCUGUGGCCAUGGCCAUUCUUGAAGCAGUCGCCAUCACCCCGUUCAUGUUUCGGGAUGUGUCGGGGGCGCUGACGAUGCUUGCAGGGGGGGUGGUUCACGGCAUGGCCUUGAGCUUCUUCGCAACACAGGAGUUGGGAAGACACAUGAACUGUCGGAGAAGGCGGGUGUGGAUGCUGCAGCACAACGGAGGUCUGUGGAAGGACCUGCAAAGGGUGGGUGCGGAGCACGACAAGGUGUUCGUGCGGUUCUGCAGAUUACCAAGACCUCUGUUUUUGCAAGUUCUCCAGCGCAUCACCCCCCAUAUUCAGCGCUCACCUACCAACUUUCGGUUGCCUCUACCGGCCGGACAGAAGUUCGCUUGCGCACUGAUCCGAUGGGCGACGGGCGGGUACUAUCGGCAAUCGUCCCACAGUUUGGGUAUGGGCCUUGCCAGUGCGGUGAGAAGCAACGAGGACGUCGCAGAUGCUAUCCUCCACGAGUACGGACACCUGCACCAAUUCCCCACAGGGAGGCAUUUGGAAGAGGUCCAGAACGCUUUCGAGGCGAAGGGGUUUCCCGGAUGUGUGGGGGCCAUCGACUGCACACACGUGUACAUUGACAAGCCGAAGGGCACGCUGUCAGAGUGCUACUAUCAUCACACUGGAGACUUCUCUGUCGUCGCCCAGGUGGUGUGUGAUAGCGAGUGCAGAAUUCUCAGCGUGUAUGUCGGUUGCCCUGGUUCCGUGCACAACUCUCAUGUGUUGCGUAUGUCACCGCUGUACCACAACACCAUGGCAGGCAGAGGUGUGUUAUGCGAAGGUGGAGCUAUCCUGCAUGACGGGACACACGUGGGUCGUUACCUGCUUGGAGAUGCCGGUUACCCCAUUCUCCCGUGGAUCGUGACACCUAUGGGAAGAUUUGCCAGAACUGAUGCAGAUCGCACUUACGACGGAUGUCACUCGACGGUGAGAUCCUGUAUAGAGCGGACAUUUGGACGUUUGAAGACCGUGUGGAGGAAUUUCAUCCGCACUCUGAUCGCGAAUUUGGAGACGCUGCGCAAGGAAUUCAUGGUUGUGUGCAUACUACACAACCUCAUGAUUGAGCACAGGGUGGAGAUCGACCCGGAGCUGAUGAACGACAGUAGCGACAGCGAGGGUGAUGGGCAGCCACGCAACCCCCGUCGACGCCGGCGCUGCAACCGCCGAUUUCUACGUCACCUUCCUGAUCUGAACAUCGAAGCCGUGCUGGAGAUUGAUUCGACUUACGGCUCCGACCUCGGCGCGAGGGUCAGGGCUGCCUUGAUCGGACACGUGGCCCAUCAUGUGGAUGUUCAUGGUGCGCCGCCACCAUGUCCGUGGAGAUAGCGCAAUUGGCGAUGUGUGUGUGUGUGUGUGUGUGUGUGUGUGUGUGUGUGUGUGUGUGUGUGUGUGUGUGUGUGUGUGUGUGUGUG
This is a messenger RNA of Chara braunii, 1632 nucleotides long. NCBI's taxonomy places the organism in Eukaryota, Viridiplantae, Streptophyta, Charophyceae, Charales, Characeae. The record is from the annotation of a GenBank genome assembly.